AUGUCGUUUUUUUCGGCGGAAGCAGUGAAUCUUGGCGCCGGCCCACGUGUCGCUCCCAGAUUUCCUCAAGCGAUGGCGAGUACAAAGUGCCAGACCGGGAAAUGA
This is a messenger RNA of Plenodomus lingam JN3, 105 nucleotides long. NCBI's taxonomy places the organism in Eukaryota, Fungi, Ascomycota, Dothideomycetes, Pleosporales, Leptosphaeriaceae. The record is from RefSeq and is a predicted model, not a curated record.